AGAGCAGAAUCACUUGGAGGGAUCAGAGUCCUGAGGCACCAGAAAUGGUCCUGUGAAGGAAAAGGCAUCUGGAGACCCAGAAGAGUCCUUGGAGCCAUUUGGAGUUGCUCUGCAGGAGAGAGAAAGGAUGGAGACACAACCUUUGGGAAAGGAGGGAGCCGGAAAAGGCCGUUCAACUGCUCAGCCUGGGAAUGGGGGGAAGCUCUGGACAAGGACUGGGCAGAAGAUCCUGGAAGAAGAAACCAUCCUCCCUUCAGAAGUUCAACCCUGGAAUUUCAUCCAAUACCAGGAGGCUGAGGGUCCCCGAGGACUUUGCAGCCGACUCCAUGACUUUUGCAGGCGAUGGCUGAGACCAGAAAAGCACACCAAAGCCCAGAUGCUGGACCUGGUGGUUCUGGAGCACCUCCUGUUCCUUCUGCCCCCAGAGAUGGAGGGCUGGGUGCGGGAAUGUGGAGCAGAGACCAGCUCCCAGGCCGUGGCCCUGGCUGAAGGCUUCCUCCUGAGCCAGGUGGAGGAGCAGAAGGAGCAGGUCGACUUGCAGGGCUGCACUGUGGAAAUAAAGGAUCCUGAGGGAAAGAAGAAUCCAUCAAAGGCCCCUCAGGAGCUGUUUUUCAGGAGGAUUCCUUGUGAAGAUCAAAGCCAGGACACUUCAGGAGAGACACAAAGCAUGAAGUUUUCUGGUUUUUACGAUGGAGCUCAAACAGUAGUUGAACUUCCAAAUCAAGAGAGUCUUGUGUCCUUCGAGGAGGUGGCUGUGUAUUUCUCUGAGGAGGAAUGGUCUCAGCUGGAUCCUGACCAAAAAGCGCUUCAGUCAUGCUGA
Ahaetulla prasina is the source of this 820-nucleotide messenger RNA. Its product is annotated as zinc finger protein 202-like. Gene Ontology annotation, biological process: regulation of DNA-templated transcription. The transcript is spliced from 4 exons. Bases 128 to 820 code for a protein of 230 amino acids. NCBI's taxonomy places the organism in Eukaryota, Metazoa, Chordata, Lepidosauria, Squamata, Colubridae. The record is from RefSeq and is a predicted model, not a curated record.